AUGGAGAAGCACAUCGGCUGUGACGGAGUCGUCGGCUCCGGCCGCGUGCUGGAUGCCUGCGGCGAGUGCGGUGGCAACAACAGCACGUGCCAAAUUAUCUCAGGCAUCUUCACCGAGCCGUACCUGGAGGCUGGCUACCGCCUGGUGGUGCAAAUCCCGGCGGGGGCCUGCACCAUCCGCAUCGAGGAGCUGGGAGCCACGAAAAACUACCUCGCUCUGCGCGACAGCAAGGGGAAGUUUAUCAUCAAUGGCGACUGGAACAUCGACAUGUCGGGCUCGUAUGGCGGCGCCGGUGCCAGCUUCGCCUACCAGCGCCAGCCGGCCCGCGGCGAGCUCAUCUCCGCCCAGGGACCAAUCACAGAACCCGUCGACAUCUUUAUCCUGUACCGGCAGGCCAACCGCGGCAUCAAGUACGAGUACGCCAUCAAGCGGAACGCGUCGCUGACGUCGGUGCUGCCGCGGCUGCCGACGGACACGGGCGUGGCCCAGUGGGUCGUCACCGGCUACACCGAGUGCAGCAAGUCCUGCGGCGGGGGCACCAGGACCACGGAAGUGGUGUGCAUGAAGAGGAAGCGGAAGCAGCUGGCGCCGGACCGGUGGGAGCCGGGCGCCUGGUCGGCGUGCAGCGUCACGUGCGGCUCGGGCCGACAAACACGCUCUCUGCGCUGCGUCAGCGACGGUCAGCAGGUGGCGCCCUCUCUGUGCCCGGGCGAGCCGCCGGCGCCCGAGAGCCAGACCUGCCUGAUGGCGCCGUGCCCGGUCGGCCUCUGGCAGAUCGGCGCCUGGAGUCCGUGUUCGGUGAGCUGCGGCUGGGGCUCGCGGCGGCGCCAGUGUUCGGUGGAGUGCGGCCAGGGCGUGCAGUGGCGCCAGGUGACGUGUGGAGGCAACUGUGACGCCCAACGGCGGCCCGAGGAGACGCGGCCCUGCAAGACGGACCGCCGCUGCGCCGGCACCUGGUUCACCGGGCCGUGGAGCAGGCGACGGCUGCCGUACUUCAGUACCGGAUGA
Molecule: messenger RNA, 1008 nt
Organism: Pollicipes pollicipes
Lineage: Eukaryota; Metazoa; Arthropoda; Thecostraca; Pollicipedomorpha; Pollicipedidae
Product: ADAMTS-like protein 4
Exons: 10
Coding region: 1-1008 (335 amino acids)
Biological process (GO): extracellular matrix organization; proteolysis
Cellular component (GO): extracellular matrix
Molecular function (GO): metalloendopeptidase activity
Source: RefSeq, a predicted model, not a curated record